Messenger RNA from Exaiptasia diaphana, 1584 nucleotides. RefSeq lists its product as uncharacterized. The coding region runs from base 1 to 1584 and encodes 527 amino acids. Lineage: Eukaryota; Metazoa; Cnidaria; Anthozoa; Actiniaria; Aiptasiidae. The transcript has 2 exons. The record is from RefSeq and is a predicted model, not a curated record.
AUGGAAAAAGAUCCCGAUGCUCUAAAUGUUCGGGCAGAUCUUUUUGAUCAACUGGAGCAAAAACAUAAUUACCUAGUUCAACGAGAUSCAAAGUCAAAUGGUAUCAAGACGAAAGUCUUGAAGGAAAAGUGGAAACACGCCAUACGAAGAGAAGAAGGGCCUUACUUUAAAGUCACUAGUGCAACAAAGGUUUGUUCUAGACAUUUCAAGCCGAGUGAUAUAAAGAAAUCUUUAGCAGGAAUAUCCCAGUUGCGACCUGAUGCUGUUCCUUCGGUCUUCUCAUGGAAGCGCACUUCGCCGCGCAAGCGAAAACCACCGAAAGAGAGACACGCUUUAUACGACGAACAAAGGCAGAGUACAUCCACAGUCGAAGAAAUAGAAGGUCCAACAGAAGAUGAGGAUGUAUUUGAUGUGGUUGUAAGUCAAAGCAUUCCAAAAGUUUUCGUUGAAAUUGCCGUUCAAACAGAUUUUGACGCAACUGAGUUCGAAAGGMUUGUGACAAUAAACAAUGCACAAGGCGAGCAAAUUACAAACCUCGAAUUGCAAUUAAAAGAGCUAGAAAGUAAAGGGCAAGAACUUGAAUUAGAAAAUGUAGCCCUUGAUAAGAGAAUUUUCAAGCUCAAUAAGUUUAUGUCAAGUGAUUGUGCUGCUACGUUCUACACAGGCUUCGAGAACUGGGACGCGUUUAUGUUUACGUACAGAUACCUGAAUCCAGGUGUCAAAGGAGAGAAUAUCCGGUAUUGGAAUUCUUCAAAGACGAAUUUCACAUCAGAUAAUUCUGGCAGCAUUGAUAAAGGAGGACGUCCAAGGUGUCUUGACCCUUUAGAUGAAUUCUUUUUAGUAAUGUGUCGUGUACGGCAAGGAUUCCCUGAAGAACAUUUAGCUCAUCUAUAUGAUAUAUCGAUCUCCACAGUUAGCAGGAUCAUCAUAUCUUGGAUUAAUUUUAUGUAUUUAAAGCUUGGAGCUCUCAAGAUAUGGCCUUCCAGAGAAACUGUCAACAGAACAAUGCCUGAAGAUUUCAAGAAAAAGUAUGGAUCGACAAGAGUUAUCAUCGACUGCACGGAAAUAAAGUGCCAAAUGCCCAGCAGUCUGCAAUUGAAUGGGGAGUUGUAUAGCAACUACAAAAGCCACACAACAUUAAAGGGACUUAUUKGCAUUUCACCUGGUGGAUUAAUUUCUUUUAUUAGUCAGCUCUACACAGGAAGCAUUUCGGAUCGUGAAAUUGUAAUCAGAAGUGGAUUUCUUGACCUCYCUUUUACCAGUGGUGACAGUGUGAUGGCUGAUAAGGGCUUCACUAUUGAAGAUAUCUUGCCAUUGGAUGUCUCUCUAAACCUCCCCCCAUUUCUUGGAAGUACCARCACCCAAAUGCCUAGUCAAGACGUAGUCAAGACGCAAGAAAUUGCAAGUUUGAGAAUCCAUGUGGAAAGAGCGAUCAACAAGAUCAAAAACUUUCACAUUUUCGACAGAGUUCUACCUCUUCACCAACUCGGUUUGGCUAAUCAAUUGUGGACAGUCUGUGCCCUUCUGGUCAAUUUUCAGCCAAACAUUAUAUCUGCUAUUGAUCAUGAAGCAAAUGCUAGCUAA